Molecule: messenger RNA, 804 nt
Organism: Lodderomyces elongisporus
Lineage: Eukaryota; Fungi; Ascomycota; Pichiomycetes; Serinales; Debaryomycetaceae
Exons: 1
Coding region: 1-804 (267 amino acids)
Biological process (GO): positive regulation of proteolysis; protein quality control for misfolded or incompletely synthesized proteins; cellular response to misfolded protein
Cellular component (GO): cytoplasm
Molecular function (GO): protein-folding chaperone binding; ubiquitin protein ligase activity
Source: RefSeq, a predicted model, not a curated record
AUGAUACCUAACUUCAAGUUUGUCUUUAAUUCCAAACCACAGCCAAAGAAAGCGCCACGAGGGAAACAAGUUCGUGGAAGUUACGAAGAGCUUAUACCGCAUGUUCGCCACGACAUCGAAAUGACCAAGGCUCAGCUUCACCAGUAUGACGGCAACACUUUAUUGAAUAAGCUCACUGCUUUGAUGGAAUCGGACCACGAAAAAAUGAUCCAACAGCUACAGAAGGAAUGCGAACGCGAAUGUGACUGUGGAUCCGAAUCAAAGCGAGGUAAAUCGUCGUCAUCAUCAUCAUCAUCAUCAUCAUCGUCGUCGUCGUCGUCGUCCUAUUAUGAGAAACUAUUUUUAUACUUGAAUACUCAGCUAGAGGAGCUUUCUAAUUUGUUAGGCGUUUUCAAAAACAACUACAUACAUUCACUAUACAAUGACAAGAUGCUGUCGAAAAAAACAACGCCUUUACAAACCACCAGAAAAUACAGCACUUCUGCAUCAUUCUCCUCCGACAGCUCUACCAAAAGUAGCUUGUCAUUGGUGAACUCAAAUAAUGACCUAAUGGAAGAUGCUCCUGACCAUUUGCUAGACCCAAUUUCAUACGAAGUAUUUACAGACCCAGUCAUCACACCUAGCGGUAUCACUUAUGAGAAAGAAACCAUAUUGAAUCACAUGAAGAAAAAGGGAAAAUACGACCCUAUCAGCAAACAAGAGUUGAGCAAGGAUCAGCUAUAUCCAAACUUGGUUAUCAAAGAUUCGGUUGAGGCAUAUAAAAAUGAUUCAGUGAUGAAAAAAUUAGAUUCAGUACAACUUUAG